AUGGCCACUUCACGGGUGGCAAAGGGCAUCCUCUGGGGCACCAUCGGCACGAAUAUCUACAUCUGGGGCAAAUGGCAUGUCAUACCUGACAUGGAGGCCGCAAAGCAGGGUCGGGAUUCACGAGCUUAUAAGAGGGCAGUAACGAGACACCACGAAUACAUGGUCGACAACUACACACUCUCCCGAAAGAACAUCGCCGAGGGCCGCUGGUGGACCCUCCUUACCUCGGCCUUUAGCCACUACGACCUGGCUCACCUGGGCAUUAACAUGCUUGUCCUUCACAGCAUAGCUUCAUUAGGCUUCUCGAGGGCGAUAGGCCUCGGGCCCGUCCGGAUGACCAUCCUGGCCCUCGGCUCGGCGGCCGGCGGGUCCCUCGGCGCCCUGUAUGACUAUCAGCAGAGCGCUCAGGCCGGGCUGCCGGAGUCGCGCGGGCUCGGCGCGUCGGGCAUGGUGGAGGGAAUCAUGAUGGCUACUAUGCUUGCCCAGCCACGGUGGCCGAUGAUGGUCUUCCCCAUCCCCGUCUCCAUCCCGUACUGGGGCGUCGUGGCGGCCUUCGUGGGCUACGACAUGUAUCGGCUGUACGAGGAGAGGAAGUCCGGGCAGAGGCACGUUAACUGGAUAGGCUCGUACACCGGCUACGCGGCCCACCUGGGCGGCGCCGUGUUCGGGACCGCGUUCUACUUCUUGGCGAUGAGGAGGGGCAUGCUUCUUCGCAGGGCGGCUUGGCUUCAGGGGCGGCGGUGA
Messenger RNA from Diaporthe amygdali, 744 nucleotides. RefSeq lists its product as uncharacterized. The record is from RefSeq and is a predicted model, not a curated record. Gene Ontology annotation, cellular component: membrane. Gene Ontology annotation, molecular function: serine-type endopeptidase activity. Bases 1 to 744 code for a protein of 247 amino acids. The transcript is spliced from 3 exons. NCBI's taxonomy places the organism in Eukaryota, Fungi, Ascomycota, Sordariomycetes, Diaporthales, Diaporthaceae.